This is a messenger RNA of Raphanus sativus (radish), 1912 nucleotides long. Its product is annotated as 2,3-bisphosphoglycerate-independent phosphoglycerate mutase 1. Bases 77 to 1750 code for a protein of 557 amino acids. Lineage: Eukaryota; Viridiplantae; Streptophyta; Magnoliopsida; Brassicales; Brassicaceae. The transcript has 6 exons. The record is from RefSeq and is a predicted model, not a curated record. Gene Ontology annotation, biological process: glucose catabolic process. Gene Ontology annotation, molecular function: manganese ion binding. Gene Ontology annotation, cellular component: cytoplasm.
CACCAAACACACUUCUCUCUCCCAGAUCUGUCUCAAACACCUUUUUUUUUCGAUCCAAUCUCAAAACCUCAGAGCUAUGGCUACCAACUGGAAACUCGAUGACCAUCCCAAGCUCCCCAAGGGCAAGACCGUCGCCAUGAUCGUCUUAGAUGGCUGGGGUGAAUCUGCCCCUGAUGAGUACAACUGCAUCCACACCGCUCCAACUCCCACCAUGGAUUCUCUUAAAAACGGACGUCCUGAUACAUGGACGUUGAUCAAAGCUCAUGGAACAGCUGUUGGGCUCCCCAGCGAGGACGAUAUGGGAAACAGUGAGGUUGGUCACAACGCUCUCGGUGCUGGUCGUAUCUUCGCUCAAGGUGCUAAGCUUUGCGACAUUGCUCUUGCUUCCGGCAAAAUCUUUGACGGUGAAGGUUUCAAGUACGUCUCUGAAUCUUUCGAGAAGAACACUUUGCACUUCGUUGGUCUUCUCAGCGACGGUGGAGUCCACUCUCGUCUCGACCAGCUCCAAUUGCUGAUCAAGGGUUCUGCUGAACGUGGUGCCAAGAGAAUCCGUGUCCACAUUCUCACUGACGGUCGUGAUGUUUUGGAUGGUUCAAGUGUCGGAUUCGUGGAGACUCUUGAAGCCGACCUCGCUAAGUUGCGUGAGAACGGUGUGGAUGCUCAGAUUGCUUCCGGUGGAGGUCGUAUGUACGUGACCUUGGACCGUUACGAGAACGACUGGGGUGUCGUGAAGCGUGGAUGGGAUGCUCAGGUGCUCGGAGAAGCUCCCCACAAGUUCAAAAACGCUGUUGAAGCUGUCAAGACGCUGAGGAAGGAGCCUGGCGCUAACGACCAGUACUUGCCUCCGUUUGUGAUUGUUGAUGAGGCAGGGAAAGCUGUUGGUCCGAUCGUGGACGGUGAUGCGGUUGUCACCUUCAACUUCAGGGCUGACCGUAUGGUGAUGCACGCCAAGGCGCUUGAGUAUGAGGACUUUGACAAGUUUGACCGUGUGAGGUUCCCUAAGAUACGUUACGCUGGUAUGCUUGAGUAUGAUGGAGAGCUAAAGCUUCCGAGCCGUUACCUUGUCUCUCCCCCGGAGAUUGAUAGAACCUCUGGUGAAUAUUUGACUCACAAUGGCGUCAGUACUUUUGCUUGCAGUGAGACGGUCAAGUUUGGGCAUGUGACAUUCUUCUGGAAUGGAAACCGAUCUGGAUAUUUCAACGAGAAACUGGAGCAGUAUGUUGAAAUCCCAAGUGACAGUGGAAUCUCGUUCAAUGUCAAGCCAAAGAUGAAGGCUUUGGAGAUUGCUGAGAAGGCAAGGGACGCAAUUCUAAGUGGCAAGUUUGAUCAGGUGCGAGUUAACUUGCCAAACAGUGAUAUGGUUGGACAUACAGGUGACAUUGAUGCCACGGUUGUUGCUUGCGAGGCUGCUGAUGUUGCUGUCAAGAUGAUCCUGGAUGCAAUUGAACAAGUGAAAGGUAUUUACGUUGUGACUGCUGAUCACGGAAACGCAGAGGACAUGGUUAAGAGGGAUAAGGCAGGGAAGCCUGCUUUGGACAAGGAAGGGAACCUUCAGAUUCUAACCUCUCACACUCUCAAGCCAGUCCCUAUUGCCAUUGGAGGUCCAGGAUUGUCUGAAGGAGUGAGAUUCCGUAAGGAUCUGGAGACACCAGGACUUGCGAAUGUAGCUGCUACCGUGAUGAACCUCCAUGGAUUUGUAGCUCCCGCUGACUACGAGCCCACCCUCAUUGAAGUUGUGGAGAAGAACUGAGAGCCUCUUAGCUUUUGAAGAGACGGCUGAAAGAAACUCUGAAAACUAUGUUAUAUUGCUUUCCAUUUAAUAAGGUUUACACACAAGACAAUCAUUUUUGAUGUUGCCUUUUGGCCACCAAACACAUUGAUUUUGGUUUAAAUGAUAUUUAAGCUUUUUCCU